CGAAAGUCGACGACCAUGGAACGUCAAGAUCCGUCGACAUCCGCGGCGUCAAGCAGCCCCAUGACGGCAGAAGAUGCCGCUGCGUUGAAGGAGAAAUUUCAACAGAUGUACAUGGAACUCAUUGCCACUGGGUUGACUCCGAACGACGCCGUGGCGGAAGCCUUGACUCGACUCUACGCCACGACAGCGUCCACUGCAAAUACUGGUAGCAGUGCCGCUCCCCCAGCCCAACCUCCGACGCUCCAGGCAGCACCAGUAAUCAUAACACCACAACCUCCACCGGCACCACCUCUAGCAGUCGUCGCCGCCACACCAGUUCCAGUUGUCGUCGUCGCGCCGUCGCCAGUUGGGGUCGUCGCGGUACCCACCACUGCCCCUUCGGCUGCUUUGGUACCCCCACCCCGUCCGCCUGCCUUGACCCUAGCGCUCCUCCAGUCCAACGACCUUUCCCUCUCGAACAUGCAAACGCUUGUGUACGAGACCUUUUCUCACUCGGAUCACUUGAACGUUUCGUGCUUCCCUGGCCAUUCUCGCCACGACAUCCAGCAGGGCUUGUCUCUGUUGGCAUCGCAUCCUGUGCUAGCCAAUACGAUGGGCAACGCCCUUCAGUCGUGGGUGAACCAGCCUUGGUCGAACAGCAAGAAAUGGACGCAGCCUACCGACCUCCAUCAGUUCUGGGUCGUGCUGGAGCAUCCGCUGCUGUUCGACCCUGAGUACCGACAGGUGGUGGGUGGCAUGGCCAAGCUCAUGUACUUCCUGGACGACGGCAUGAAGGCGGCGGUGCUGGCGCGGUGGGCUGGGUACUCGGAGGACGACUUACAUCGACUCCUCGAUGUGUUCCACCAGUUCAUCACGCUGGCGCUGGUCGGGGCGGAGCUCAAGAUGGACAUGUUGUUUGCAGUGUGCGAUCUCUUGCGUCUGCUGCACGAGAUCAACGAAAAAAGCCGAAAAUUUUGCGAAUUUUCGGCGUUUUACAACGACGCGGUCAACUCGGAGCUGAAUCUGCUCACCGAUUACGCCAACUCUGGUGUGUUCUUAAAGCACAGACCAACAACUCACCAAAGUACCCGACAAUUGAGUGAGUUGAGCUUUUGCGACUUUCCGUUCAUUUUGGACCCAGCCUCCAAAUCCCUUGUGCUGCACUUCGACGCCGAGUACCAGCAACGACGGACCGUGCAUGGCUCGCUUGCGAGUACCGCUAGUACGACUACUAGUAGUAGUACCUCUACUACCCACGAAACGCUUUCUACUAGUAGUAGUACUAGUAGUACCCUGGACAACUUGAUGCCAUAUUUGGUGCUACGCGUGCGCCGCGAGUUUGUCGUACCGGACGCGCUGCAGCAGCUCGUGCAAGCGACCUCGGAGCAGCUGAAAAAGCCACUGAAAGUCAAGUUUAUUGGGGAAGAAGGGGUCGACGAAGGCGGCGUGAAAAAAGAGUUUUUUCAGAUUAUCAUUCGGCAGCUAUUGGAUCCAGACUUUGGGAUGUUCUUGUCAGAUGAAGACACUCACACACUCUGGUUCAACUGCGAUUCACUUGAAUCAAGUAUGGAGUUUGAGCUAAUUGGGAUCUUACUUGGCCUGGCCAUCUACAAUGGCGUCAUUCUCGACUUGCACUUCCCGCCGCUCGUGUACAAGAAGCUCAUGGAGCAAUCUGUGACACUGUCGGACGUCGAAGCGAGCCAGCCGGCGCUGGGCCGCGGCUUGCGCCAGCUGCUUUCGUUCGAUGGAGACGUGGAAUCAGUGUUCCAGCGGUCAUUUCAAGUGUCGUACCAAGUGUUUGGCGAAAUCAAAACCGUCGACUUGGUGCCCAAUGGCAGCCAGAUCAACGUGACAAAUCUCAACCGGGAAGAGUACGUGGCCAAAUACGUGCAGUAUGUGACGACAGACUCGGUGGAGCGCCAAUAUGGAGCUUUUCACCGCGGCUUCCACUUGGUGUGCGGUGGCCACGCGCUGGCGCUAUUCCGCUGCGAAGAGCUAGAACUGCUCUUGUGCGGGUCGCCAGACUUGGAUUUCGAAGCCCUCGAAUCUGUGACACAGUACGACAGCGGGUUCUCCGAGCACAGCGACGUCAUCAAGUACUUUUGGACGGUCGUGCACGGGUUUACCGUGGACGAGAAGAAGCAGCUGCUCAAAUUUUGCACUGGGAGUGACCGCGUCCCAAUCCGAGGGCUGUCUGAGAUGGCGUUUGUGAUUUCCCGCAACGGCCCCGACUCGAACAAAUUGCCCACUGCCCACACAUGCUUUAACCAUUUGCUGCUGCCGGAAUACUCGAGUAUGGACAAGUUAAAAGAGCGACUGCUGAUUGCCAUCAGCCAAUCCGAAGGCUUUGGGUUGCUCUAACCUGUGCAUACAACAAUCAAGUUGUUUUUUGUGUACAUUUGCGCCACGUUUUGUAAAAAUACCAAGUUCUGCUGCUCGACGCAUACUGUACGUACACUGUACAGUAGUUAGAGCACUCUUACACUCAAUCAAUCAACUUGUUCGACGCUCGAAUUAUGUACGGAAUUGGGGCUGCGUCAAGUACUUUACGGUACAGCAGGAAGGCGCCAGUUCAAAUUGGACAGAUCGAGCUCAAAAUCGCGAGGACUGGAGGCUGGGGUCAUCACUUUGGUCUAGCAUAACGCCAAUAUAAUAG
Messenger RNA from Aphanomyces astaci, 2635 nucleotides. RefSeq lists its product as hypothetical. NCBI's taxonomy places the organism in Eukaryota, Oomycota, Saprolegniomycetes, Saprolegniales, Verrucalvaceae. The transcript is spliced from 6 exons. The coding region runs from base 16 to 2340 and encodes 774 amino acids. The record is from RefSeq and is a predicted model, not a curated record. Gene Ontology annotation, molecular function: ubiquitin protein ligase activity. Gene Ontology annotation, biological process: protein polyubiquitination.